AUGAAUUUUAACAUCACAGUGACAUUUAACAGUUCUCUAUGUCAUCUUACAAUUGAUAAUACCAAUAGCUUAAUAAUCAUGAAUUAAAUUCAAUUGAUGACCUUUCCUCUCAAUCUAGAUUCAAAUAUUAUAUGGAGAUUAGAAAAAAAUAUAAUACGAGGUUUUGAAAUAAGUACAUUUUUCUUUUCAGGAGAUCAUUAUGAUCUAUUGAAACUCAAAACACAUUUAGGUCAACUUAUUAUCUAUAAGAAGAUUAAUAAUAUGUAUCAUUUCCUUAACACUCUUGGAAAAGGCAAUUAUUCAUAAGUAUGCUUGCUUCAGUGUAAAAUUACAAAUAAAUUAUAUGCUGCAAAAUGUAUGAAAAAAGAAAAUUAAGGUGUUGUUAAUGAUAUUAAAAGGGAAAUUUUCAUUUGGUCUACGUUGCAACAUAAAAACAUUGCCAAAUUCUAUGAAGUCUAUGAAAGUGCAAAUUCUAUAUAUAUUGUUAUGGAAAAACUUAAUAAUUUAAGAAAUGAUUACGAUCAUGAAGAAAUUAAAUUAAUUAUGAAAGUAAAAUCAAAUUUAAUUAAAUUUUUUAGGAUAUUUUGGAAGGUGUUCAUUAUAUUCAUUCUAGAAAUAUUAUUCAUAGAGAUUUAAAAAUAGAUAAUAUAUUAAUUGAUGAUGAAAAUUAAGUUAAAAUUAUAGAUUUUGGAUUAGCAUGUCAAUUUAUACAUUUAGAAUCUAGAAGUAUCACUUGUGGUACUCCUGGUUAUAUAGCUCCAGAAGUUCUUACUAAUAAACCCUUUGAUUAUAAAUCUGAUAUAUUCAGUGUAGGAGUUGUUAUGUAUUAACUAUAUUUUAAUAAACAUUUAUUCCAAGCUGAAUAAGUUAUUGACAUCCUUAAACUUAAUAAGAAAUUCACUAUAUCUCGAUUGUCAGUACUCAAUAUACCAGAUUGUGGAUAUCAAUUUUUAAGAAGUUUAUUAAAUCAUAAUCCAUUAUAAAGAAUAACAGCUUCAUAAGCUCUCUAACAUUGGUAUAUGAAUUCAAUUAAAGAGGAUCAUUUUAUUAAGAUUCCAAGAAAUCCUAAUCCAAAAUUCAAAGAAUACAUAUAAUUAUCAUCAGUAAUGUACUCAAAAACUACUAUAACUUCUUUUAAUAAAAUUUAUUGA
Molecule: messenger RNA, 1151 nt
Organism: Paramecium sonneborni
Lineage: Eukaryota; Ciliophora; Oligohymenophorea; Peniculida; Parameciidae
Source: the annotation of a GenBank genome assembly